CAGGUGUGAGACAGCGUGGUGAAGAUGGGAUCGCCACGGCGCUCCAGCCCCCCGUGGCCGACGUGGCUGCUGGUGUGGUUCGCGGCCCCGCUCGCCCUGGCGGCAGUGGCUUCCCUGGAUAUUGAAGUGACGGUUCCGCCGCUCAUCGGCCCUGACCUCCCCAAGGAAGAAGUCCUGUUCACGGUGAACCACGACCCCGAGCAGGAGCCGGAGCCCCUCACGCUGCCGUGCCGCGCCGACGGACUUCCCGCUCCCAGCUACUCGUGGCUGAAGGACGGCAGCCCCUACGACUGGCACGACGACGGCGACGACGACGGCGACGACGAUGACACCGGAGCGGGCGAGCGAGUCGAGAUGCUGCAGGGCGAAGGCACGCUGGUCUUCCACGACCCGCAGCCGGAGGACGAAGGAGUGUACCAGUGUAUCGCCGAGAACAGCGUCGGCGUCGCCCACAGCGACCUCAUCACAGUCCGCCGGGCAGUCAUGGGCAGCUUCCCGAAGGCCGAGCACAGGAUAGUGACCGCCGUCGAGUGGCAACCCCUCAAGCUGCCCUGCACGCCGCCCGAGGGAUACCCCGAGCCCACACUCCACUGGGUUCUGCAAAACUCCGACGGAGGACUUCGCAGUCUGGACUCUGAGCGAAUCACGGUGGACGAGGAGGGAACCCUCUGGUUCAGCUACGUGACGCGCGAGGACGCGUCCGGGGACGCCCUAUACGCUUGCGCCGCCUCCUCCGCCACCAGUGGCCAGAAGAUGUACCUCGUGAAAGACGAGGAAGGCUUCCUUGAGGUGCUCGAAGACCCUCCUGAGGACGAUUCCGUAACGGUCAUCAGUCUGCCGACUGAGUACCGCAUGGGGAACUGGGUGUACCUGAACGUGAGUUACCCCGAGGACGACGAGUCGACGCAUCCCGAGGCCAGCAUUGCGCCCGUCAAGCAGUACCUGAGUCCCCGCCAGAUCACGGUGCUCGAGGGGGAGGACGUCAAGCUGCACUGCCUCUACGGCGGAUACCCCGUCCCAGAAAUCCGUUGGUGGCGGGAGAGCAGAGCCGACGUGGAGGACGACCAGCUGGAGCACUUCGGAAAGAUUCUCGUGCUUCAGGACGUGGACCGCGAGGACACGGGCUCUUACUACUGCCAGGCCUCCAACGAGGCGGGCGAGAGUGAGGCGCACCAGUUCACCGUCUACGUUGAAGCUGCCCCUGAGUUCAUAGUGGAGCCAGAGGUGGUGAACCUGCCUGAGGGCGAGACGGCGACGCUGAGCUGCGAGGCGAAGGGCGACCCCGAGCCGACCAUCACCUGGACCAAGAAUGGGCAGCCCAUGGACACCCACGAGACCACGCUGAUGUUCGACCGCCUGAGCUUCGCCGACAAGACCGUCAUCGCCUGCAACGCCUCCAACGAGCAUGGCUACGUUUACAAGAGCGUUUACCUCAAUGUUCUGUCCCUCCCGCCCGAGUGGAUGACGGAGCCGAAGGAUGUGUACGUUCUCGAGGGCGGCUCGGCCGAGCUCGAGUGUGAGGCCUUCGGCUCGCCCGACCCCGAGAUCACAUGGGCGCGGCGCGACGGCGACGAGAAAACGGUCAUCCACGACGAGGACCCGCGCUACGAGGUCAAUGACCAUCAGCUCCUGAUCAACACUGUCGAUGACACAACCGACGGAGCCUACGUGUGCACGGCCACGAACAAGUUUGCGUCCAUCGAGUCGGAGGCUGAGGUCGCCAUGCGAAGUAUGACGCAGGUGGAAGUGAGUAUCAAGGAUGAACGAGUUGAAGCGGGAGAUCACGUGACCCUGGACUGCCAGGUGGCCAUCGACCCGCUGCUUAAGUCGUCUGUCACUUGGCUCAAGGAUAACGUGGAGAUUGACCUCAAGGAUGACAAUUUCCACUUGGGGCAAAGGGCUGUUGAUGAGAAGGACGACGAUGACGACGACGACGACAAGCAUAAGAUAGAGAAGUGGGUGCUGGAGAUCGAGGAGGUGCACGGCCACGACUCGGGCGUUUACACGUGCAGGGUGCACACUGACCUCGAUGACGUCACGGAUGACCUCAUUCUGACGGUAGAAGACGUCCCGAACCCCCCGAGCCUGACGAACGUGGAGUGCAACCCCCGCAGCGCCUACCUGGGCUGGGCCUCGACGGGCGAUAACAACGCCAAGCUUCAGGGCUUCGUGAUUCAGUACAGGACGCGGCUACACCCGGAGUGGAAGGACGCUAAGAACCAGAUUCCGGCCGCGGAAACCUCUUUCACUGUCAACAUGAGUCCCGGCCUCAACUACACCUUCCGAGUGCUGGCCUUCAACCGCGUGGGUAUGUCGGAGCCCAGCGAGGACACGGCCGAGUGCUCGGCGCCGGGCCUGCCGCCGGACUUCCACCCCGAGAACGUCACCGUGACCGGGCCCGCCCCCGGCACCCUGCACAUCUCCUGGGAGGAAAUGGAGCCCGAGGACCACAACGGCCCCGACUUCCAGUAUAAGGUGUCUUGGCGUGCUCUUGAUGACGACGACGAUGACGACGAUGCCGACGGGGACGACGGAAACACGACCGUUGCCGAGGAGGAUGAGGACGAGGACGGCUGGCACACGAAGAUGAUCGAGGAUUGGGAAGAGUCGGAGCUGGAGCUGGAGAACCUGCCGCCCUACCAGGAGUACGAGGUGAAGGUGGAGGCGCGUAACUCCUACGGCGAGGCCCUUGAAGAAGCCGACGUCAUAACAGGCUUCUCUGGCCAGGACGAGCCCGAAGACGCGCCCGCGAAGGUCAGGGUUGCCGACGCUGACGCAACUGAUGUUGUUCUCACUUGGAAGCCUAUUGACGAAGAUUCCCUGAACGGCCCUCUCCUUGGCUAUAAGGUGGAGUACUGGGAGGAGUCAGACGACAGUGACCCGGAGGAGAUCCUGACGACUGGUCCUGUAGCCCGCGCCGAGCUCACGGGUCUCCGCCCCUUCACCACCUACCACGCCCGCAUCAGCGUUGCCAACACAGAGUACACGGGGCCGUUCAGCGACACAGUGGAAUUCAUGACUGCUGAAGGAGACGCUGGUCCAGUCUCUGACCUGGAGGUGCGAGCAAUGGGCGCUGACAGUCUGGUCGUGAGGUGGGACGCUCCUGACGAUCCUCAGGGCGUAAUCCUCGGAUACGAAGUCAGGUACCAGAAAGUAGACGAGGACGGGGAGGAGGAGUGGGAGCACUACGAGGAGGACAUCCCCGCCUCCACUAGGAUGGUCAAGCUCGCCGACUUAGAGGAGGACGCCAGCUAUGAGGUCAGCGUCGUUGCCGUGAACGGAGCCGGAGAAGGUGAAUGGACAUCUUCCACGGUUGACCUGGAAGCAUCUGAACCACAGGUGCCAGCUGUGCCUGUAUUCAGCUGGUCUUUCCAGAAGGAAGUCGAGGAGGACCACACAGACAGAGACGGGGACGGCGAUGUGGACGAGGAGGACAUCCGAAAUAAGAACAUGAUCAUCGGUGAUACCGAUGGGGAUGGUGACGUAGACGAGGACGACGUCCUGGAUACAGAUAAUGACGGAGAUAUUGACGAAAAAGAUAUCGAAGUCGCUGACAUCGAUAAUGAUGGGGACGUCGACGAAGAUGAUGUGGAAGCUGCUGACAGGGACGGCGAUGGAGAUGUCGAUAUUGCUGACAUUGGUGAUGAGGACGGAGACGGCGAUUUCGAUGGAGACGACGUUAUCGCAGCUGAUGAGGACGGAGACGGCGAUAUCGACGCAGCAGAUGAGGAUGAGGAAAAUGUUCUUUUGGAAGACAAAAAUGAAGAUGGGGUAAUCGAUGAAGACGAUGUUGGCGAUAUCAACAACGAUGGAAUUAUCGACGAAGAGGACUUAGACGAAGCAGAUAUUGAUAAUGACGGAGAUGUCGACGAAGAUGACCUUAAGAUUGCCGAUAAAGACGGAGAUGGGGAUGUCGACGCGGCAGACGUCCUCGACUUGGACGGCGACGGAAGAGUUGACGGGGACGACCUCGAAGUCACAGACAAAGAUGGCGAUGGCGAUAUUGACGCUCGGGAUUACAAACUGAAGACGAUGUUCUUGUCGGAUGUGGAUGGCGAUGGAGAUAUUGACUCUGAUGAUGUCAUCGACAUUGACGAUGAUGGUGACAUUGACGAAGCUGAUAUAGCUAUUGCCGAUAUUGAUAACGAUGGGGAUGUAGACAUCGAUGACAUUAAGGCAGCUGAUAGGGAUGGUGACGGUGAUGUUGAUAUUGCAGACAUAGGAGAUGAAGAUGAUGAUGGCGAUAUUGAUGGGAAGGAUGUUAUCCUUGCUGAUAAAGAUGGUGAUGGUGAUAUUGAUGCAAGCGAUGAUGAUGAAGAGGAUUCUCUCCUCGAGGAUCGUGAUGGUGACGGCACCAUCGAUCGUGAUGACGUAGGAGACCUCGACGGUGAUGGUGAUGUGGAUCUAGAAGAUUUUCAGGCUGCGGAUAUAGACGACGAUGGUGACGUAGAUGAGGAUGAUGUCAAGGCAGCUGACAGAGAUGGUGAUGGCGAUGUUGACGCCGCUGACGUCCUUGACCUUGAUGGCGACGGCAAAAUUGAUGGUGAUGACCUAGAAAUGGAAGAUCGCGAUGGUGAUGGUGACAUUGACAUCAAGGAUGUUAAAUAUCAACAUACAUUGCUUGCAGACACGGACAAUGAUGGAGACAUUGAUGAAGAUGACGUUUUAGAUGUUGAUGGUGAUGGAGAUAUUGAUGAAAUUGACAUCAAGGCAGCAGAUCUUGAUGAUGAUGGUGAUGUAGACGAGGAUGAUCUGAAGCAGAAUGACAAAGACGGAGACAACGACGUUGAUGCGUCGGACGUACAGGACCUUGACGGCGACGGCUUCAUAGACGAAGACGAUCUGGAUGUGAAGGACAAGGACGGCGAUGGUGACAUUGACCAUGAUGACUUCCGACUCCGAAAGAUCAUCCUCGCUGACACGGACAACGAUGGCGACAUCGAUGAGGAUGACGUCCUUGACAUGGACAAUGACGGUGACGUCGACCAGAAAGAUAUUGAUGUUGCUGACAUUGAUAACGAUGGUGACGUUGACAAGUAUGACAUCGCGGCUGCCGACAGGGACCAUGACGGAGACGUCGACGUAGCUGAUAUUGGAGACGAGGAUGGCGACGGUGACGUGGACGGGGAUGAUGUGAUCAAGGCCGACAAAGAUGGUGAUGGAGACAUCGAUAAUGAGGACGAUGAUGGAGAGCAUGUGCUUCUGUCGGACAUGGAUGGCGACGGGGACAUCGACGUCACCGACAUCGAUAAUGACGGGGAUGUUGACGAAGACGAUAGAAAAGCUGCUGACGUCGACAACGAUGGCGAUGUCGACAAAGAUGACGUGGCCGCGGCGGACCGAGACGGAGACGGAGACGUUGAUGCGGCUGACAUCCUAGACGUUGACGGCGACGGCGACAUUGACGCCAAGGACCUCAUGGCGGGGGAUAAGGACGGCGACGGAGAUAUCGACCAGGCAGACGUGGAGAACAUGGACGUGUUCCUCAAGGAUACGGACGGCGACGGCGACGUUGACGAGGACGACGUGCUUGACACGGAUCACGAUGGAGACGUGGAUGAAGAGGACAUCGCUGUGGCGGACAUCGACAACGAUGGUGACGUCGAUAUGGACGACGUGAUUGCGGCCGACCAAGAUGGCGACGGAGAUGUCGAUUUCAAAGAUAUUGGAGACGAGGAUGGAGAUGGAAACAUUGACGGCGACGACCUGGUGGCAGCAGACCGCGACGGCGACGGCGACGUGGACGCGGCCGACGACGGGCGCGGAGUCGACGUCGUCAUCAACUGGAAGCCCGAUUUCGAGAAACACCCCGGAGUCGACUUCUAUGUAGAAAGCAGGAUCCAGGGGAGCAGUGAGUGGCAGUCCUCGCCCGUGGAGCGCCGGCACCUGUACCAGACGCUGAGCGGCCUGGAUCCUCGCAGGAACUACGAGGUGCGCGUCGUGGCGCGGGACGGCGACUACGAGACGCCCUCGGGGAUCACUGUCAUCCAGGCUUCCGAAGGACGGUCGCUGGCUGAGAAGCGUCUGGCGGAGUGCGGGAGGCGUGGUUCAGAUUUGUACCACGGUGGCACGAGGGCCAGACAUGGUUGGAAAACUCAAGAGUUCAGCGACUCGCUUGCAUUUCUUCAUUGCCCUAUAUGUGGCGACCGCGUCACCGGCGGUGUGCGCUCACCCUCAUCAGUAGGCUUUUGGAGUGUGGUGGAAGCGCGUCGUCCUGGAGGGGGCACGGCUUAA
Molecule: messenger RNA, 6234 nt
Organism: Penaeus indicus
Lineage: Eukaryota; Metazoa; Arthropoda; Malacostraca; Decapoda; Penaeidae
Product: neuroglian-like
Exons: 26
Coding region: 25-6234 (2069 amino acids)
Biological process (GO): axon guidance; brain development; cell-cell adhesion
Cellular component (GO): axon; plasma membrane
Molecular function (GO): cell-cell adhesion mediator activity
Source: RefSeq, a predicted model, not a curated record